CCCGUCUUACGACUUUCAGCGCCGCCAAACAAUCCUGACUCUGAGCGCACCAUACCCGUACAUUUCGGCUCCCUGCUUCGUACUGCGGUGACUGUGACUGUCACGGGUCUCCUUACGCGAUGGCGUCCCUUCUCAGCGCUACAGACGCACUCGCCCAGGGCCUCGCCCAGGAUGAUGUCGACACCCUCCCGGAAAGGCUCGGGACAAUACAGGCCAUUCUCGAGGACUACCGCAAGAGCCCCUUCUUUGCGGCCGAGGAAAAGCUGCUGCGCGUGCUCCUCAAGCACAUGGCCACCCAGUCUGCAACCGCCGAGCGCCUCCGACGAUAUCCGCCCGUCUGGGACGUACUGCGCAUGCUGUUUCCCUUGAUAUUGCUGAAGCCGCUGGCCAAGGCGCUGGCGGACCGCCGCUUCGUCCGCACCCUGCGGCAGACGCUCAAGGAGAUCGCGGCGCCGCAGCAGGAGGCAGACCAGACGAACGGGGCUGACUCGGAUGUGGAGAUGGCCGAUGCGCCUGCUCUGGAAAGUCCCGCGAGCCCGAGCCCGAGACCGAGCCCGAGCCCCCGGAAGCGGAAGAGGCCCGACGCUGCCAGCUUCGAUCUCGCCAUCCAGAGGCAGGCCGGAGGUUGCCUGCAGACCGCCGAGGCGGUGUUCCACGCCGUCCGGGUCCUCCUGGAGCUUUGCGACGGCCGAUCCCGCGAGGAACCGCUACAUAUCUGGGUCGGAGCCGAACACAUCAAGUCAAUGUUCUAUACGUCUGCGACGGAGUCUAUGGCGCUUCUCGUCCCUUGGCUCAGUGUUUGCCGCCUUGCUGUGGAUCGGCCCAAACCUAAACCCCUCAGCGAACAGUCCUCGUGGCUUUCCACGUUCGCUGCCUUGUGGGAGCUUCACAUGCAUCUCUCUGGCGAUAUAUCCGAAGUCGCCACUCAUCUCUUUAGCCCGGCCGCUCGGCUCUUGGGUAGACUGACGGGCGUCCCGCACCAAACACCCCUCGGCAUCGACAAGGCCGUCGUGGACCAGUGGGCUAGAGACCUACGGCGUUUCAUGGCACGUCACUUUGUUCUAGAGGCCAGAGCCGCAUUUCAAAACCGGGGAGGCCAGGAAGUACUAGAAGUGCAGACCGCACUGAGCGUGUCGAGUCCCUCCGCGCAAAUCACUUUCCCCGUUCUCUUUGGCCUGGUCUGCAGAUCACGGCCUGAAUCCGCUGGCACCGCUCCCAGCAAAGACUAUGAAACAUGGGUCCAGGCUGUGUUCGACGCGAUCCUGCAUGCUGCGAAGGAUACCAGUCGCGACAACGGCCUCGUAGCUGUGCGGACGAUCACCGAGAUGGCGGCAGAGAGGGGCACCACGCUGUCAGCGUCCAGUCUCCGAACCGUGUGCAAGGACUACGCCAUUCGGAAGAACGGGAUCGACUGGAAUCUGCUCCUCGCCAUCGUUAAGCUCAACCCGGAUGUCUUCCUGGUCUCCGACCCCGGCAAGCAGCUCCUCGAGCAGGUCCUGGAGGCGGCGAGAGAUCCAGGCCGCUUAGACGCCCAAGAUUCGGAUCGGGCCGCGCGGUUCGUCGUCUUGCUUGCCGAUGGCUAUGCCCAGGCUCGUGAUCUGUCGGGCUUCGUCAAGCUCUGGCUGAAGCACCUGGCUCCCGAUACGCCCAAAAGCAAUCUCCGACCGGUGUGGGCGCAAGAGGCUCUUGCCGAUGAAGUUGCGAAGCUGAUCCAGACGUCCUUGACCCCCACGCAGUUGGUUGCGAUCCUGGACUGGCUCUCGUCGCAGACGCAACCGACGGAGAGCAUGGCAAGGUUACACAUCCUCGAAGCCGUCUCCAGGGGAAUCUCCCUCGACGAUUUCGUUGACGCUGCAAACAUGAAGAUCUUCGAGGGAGCUUUCCUCGAGGAGUUCUCCAAGAAGGAGUUGCCAGCCGUCUCUGCGCGCCGGUGGAUGGUUGCCUCGAGGGCAAUGGCCAGAGGCACCUCCGAUGAAGCUCGCCAUGUCUGGUCACGUAUCAAGUCAGAUAUCAAGCGUGUUCUUCGGAAGUUUCCCAUCGAGCGGGAAGAUACUUUCGCUGCUUUCAAGUGCUGCGCCGAAGUUUGGCUUGCAAAAUUCCCCGGGAGCGCCCACGAGGAUGAGGCCGCCACUCUGAUAUGUUCGUUCGCCGAGAGGCUUGAAAACGCGGGCGAGCCGGGGGAGCUAGAGCCCUCCGACGGCCGCUCGUCUGUCAGCAGAUGGACCUACGUGUCUUGGAUCCUCUCCGAUGCGCCCCGCCUCAUGAGGCUGCUCAUUGCGAGGGAUAGUCCGAUAGUCAACGUUAUCCUAUCUCUCCUUGAUGUGUCCAAAGGCGCAGAUCCGGCACGCGUCGAACGUGCCCUCGCGGUCUCUCGGCUGCUACUGGAACGCGAGCCGAGCGUGAGCAACCGGAGGCUGAUGGAUCUAUUGAUUGACAGGGUCCUAUCCAUGAUCGAUCCCUCCAAGUCAACGAGAUCGGGACCUUCAACGAAGAUUGCCAUCCAGUUCCUCCUCGAUAUCCCAGCUGAAAUACCAAAUCGGGGCCAACGAGAGGCUGCUAUGAAGUCCUUGGUAGCCCAUCUGACGGGAGAUGAAGGCAAGGGAGGCGCUAUCGGUGCGGAGGACUGCGAGUCGGUGCUGAGUCUUAUGACCAAGUUGAUGGCCCGACCAACAUAUUACGAGGGCAUGUGUUUCUCCCACUUGGCAUCCCUCGGACGAUGGAUUGCGAAGAUACAUGAACGCUCAAACCGCCGCUCCCACGAAGAGCUAGCCAUGGACGACGUCUCCAAAAUCCAUGACAGGUUCAGGCUGUUGUUCCAGCUAGCAGUCCUGAGCAUACGGCAAAUGACCAGUGGGGGUCCCGACGAACGCGAGAGGCCUUACCUCCAAGGCGCUAUGUCGUUGCUUCAAAGUCCGUGCAAAGAUCCUGAUAUUGUGCCGCGAAUCGUGCUUCUUCGAGCCUUCAUCUCCGUCGUGCGUGACUCGCCCGCUGCCAAAAAGAUGAACGGGAGCGACGGCUUGGACCUGGCGAGUCUCCAAGACCGCCUUCUUCGACUCGCGUCGCCCGCUGUCAAGUCCGGAAACCGGAACGGUGAUGGGUUGUUGACCCUCCUUGUGGCGCUGGAGGCCCUGUGCGAUUUAGAUGGCGAGGAUGUGAGGCUAGCGCUCUCGGACGCUGUCCCCUCGCUGCUUGAGGCGAGCGACUCGCUUCUCAAGAGCCGUGCGCACGCCGGCUGGGAAGUGCGCACGUUCUUGGCCACUCACUUCCUUGAUAGGCUCGCGAGACCGCUGGAGAUCAAGAUGGCGGUCGCUGCUCCAGAUGCCACUGGUGACGGUCAAAGAUCAGGGCCCAUCAAGUCUGCCAAAGCGCUGGACAAGCCCGCUCUGCUGAGGUAUGUCGAUGCUGUCGUGCGCUCUGCCGACGAAGACAGAAAACUCGGGUAUCUGGAGGAGCUGCUGCGCGAGGACGGCGACAAUCAAGACGCGCUUGGUUGCCUGUUGGUCAGCUACCGUCUGAUUCAGCAUCUCAAGGGCUCCCGACUACCCGAGGACAUCAAGCAAUUUGGCCUGGCGCAAGCCCACUACGCGCUCUGCGAUCGACUCGAGAAAGCAACAUCCCCGGCAACCUUCCUCCUCACAUCAAAGGCCAUCCAUCUCCUGAUCGACCAGAACCCGGCGUGCAUGACGCAGUUCAACAUCGGCCGCACGCUCAGCUGCGUCUUGACAGUCUCCGCGCGGGCCUCAACGCCGGCCCUGGUCGCCGAAUCGCCCGACGUCUACCCGUCCCUCUGCCGCCUCGUGGCGAUGCUCAUCAGGCGCUACCGCAAGCGCCUCGAAGACAGCUUCCACAUCCUGGUCGACACCCUGCAGGGCCUCCUCCGCCUGCUGCUCUCCCGCCCCCACGAGGAGGCCGCCACCGCCGGCCCGGCGACGGCGACGACGCAAGAAGAGACCUGGGCCAGAGACGCGCGGCACUUCUCGCGCCUGCUGACGCUCAUCUGCGAGCCGGCGGUCGGCUCGGGCUCGACCUCAGCCGUGCAGGGCAGCGGCGGCCCCCGGCCAGCCGCGCUCGACUCGGAGAAGGACCGGGCGAGGCGGUUCGCCGGCCAGUUCAUGUACUACGUGCUGAUGGCGUACGUGCGGCUGCAGGUGGAGGAGCACGGGGCGGCGGCGGCGGUGCCGCACGCGGUGCGGGCGGCGCUGGAGCCGGGCAUGUUCGCCAUCAUGGACGUGACGACGCGCGGCGGCAAGGGCAUCAUGAGCGCCGCCAUGGACGCGAGCACGCGGGCGGUGCUGAGGGAGAUGUACAAGCGGUAUGAGCGGUUUGGCAAGUGGACGGGUGUGUGAGCGGCCGAGAUGGUGGAGCUGUGUGUGUCUGUGUGUAUCCCGAUAUAUUGCAGUGCAUGGUAUAUACUCGC
Molecule: messenger RNA, 4417 nt
Organism: Thermothielavioides terrestris NRRL 8126
Lineage: Eukaryota; Fungi; Ascomycota; Sordariomycetes; Sordariales; Chaetomiaceae
Exons: 6
Coding region: 120-4346 (1408 amino acids)
Biological process (GO): ribosome biogenesis
Cellular component (GO): nucleolus
Source: RefSeq, a predicted model, not a curated record